AUGGAACAAGUUAUAAAAUCAAUUUUUUGUUGCGCUGGAGGUGAUUCAAACUCCAACAAUCAACAAGAUUCAAUUGCUAAAUCAACAAAUAGAAACUAUAAUUCAUCUCAAAUUAAUUCAAAUAAUCAAAGCUCAAAAAAUUCAUCAACAAAUAAUAAUAAAACCAAUAAUAAUAAUAAAUCAACUCAACCGAAAAAUCAAAAUAAUAAUUCCAUGAAUCAACAAAAUACUAGUCAUAACAACCAUAAUCAUCAUCAUCAUCAAAGAAAUAUUCAAAAUAAUGAUAAAACUGAUGUUAAUGUUUAUGAAGCUACUGAUAGUACAUUAGAUACAAAUGAAGAUAAACGUCAAAGGAAUGUUUCACAAAAUAAUAAUCAAGAUGAUGGUAAAAACGAGCAAGAAAGUUCAAUAGAUUUAGGUCAUGAAUCUGAUAUUGAUAUGAAUGAAAAUGAAACUUUAGAUGAUUUUUUCGAUUUAACUAAAAUUCAACCAGGUCAAGCUCAUGCAUCAACUGGAUUUUUAUUAGAAAAAAUUGAACCAAAAUUUAAAGGUAAAAAAUGUUUAGUUUUAGAUCUUGAUGAAACUUUAGUUCAUUCUUCAUUUAAAGUUUUAAGACAAUGUGAUUUUAUUAUACCUGUUGAUAUUGAUAAUCAAAUUCAUAAUGUUUUCGUUAUUAAAAGACCUGGUGUUGAUGAAUUUUUAAGAAGAGUUGGUGAAUUAUAUGAAGUUGUUGUUUUCACUGCUUCUGUUUCAAGAUAUGGUGAUCCUUUAUUAGAUGAAUUAGAUAUUCAUAAAUCAAUUCAUCAUCGUUUAUUUAGAGAUUCUUGUUAUAAUUAUCAAGGAAAUUAUAUUAAAAAUUUAUCACAAAUUGGAAGACCUUUAGGUGAUUUAAUUAUUUUAGAUAAUUCUCCAGCUUCUUAUAUUUUCCAUCCUCAACAUGCAAUUCCAAUUUCGAGCUGGUUCUCGGAUGCUCAUGAUAAUGAAUUAUUAGAUAUUAUUCCAUUUUUAGAAGAUUUAGCAAAAGAUAAUGUUGAAGAUGUUGGUUUAGUACUAGAUAUAAAUCUAUGA
Hansenula ciferrii is the source of this 1068-nucleotide messenger RNA. It is a transcript of the gene PSR1, whose product is annotated as phosphatase. The transcript has a single exon. Gene Ontology annotation, cellular component: plasma membrane. Gene Ontology annotation, molecular function: phosphoprotein phosphatase activity. Bases 1 to 1068 code for a protein of 355 amino acids. The record is from RefSeq and is a predicted model, not a curated record. Lineage: Eukaryota; Fungi; Ascomycota; Saccharomycetes; Phaffomycetales; Wickerhamomycetaceae.